Messenger RNA from Carassius auratus (goldfish), 2902 nucleotides. Its product is annotated as voltage-dependent calcium channel gamma-3 subunit-like. The transcript is spliced from 5 exons. Gene Ontology annotation, cellular component: postsynaptic density membrane; AMPA glutamate receptor complex. Gene Ontology annotation, molecular function: channel regulator activity; voltage-gated calcium channel activity. Gene Ontology annotation, biological process: calcium ion transport; positive regulation of synaptic transmission, glutamatergic; transmission of nerve impulse. The record is from RefSeq and is a predicted model, not a curated record. Bases 139 to 1416 code for a protein of 425 amino acids. Lineage: Eukaryota; Metazoa; Chordata; Actinopteri; Cypriniformes; Cyprinidae.
CGAGUACAGGAAGGAGAAAAGGAGUGUGCGAGGACAGUCGAUGGAUGCUGCCCGGAUUGAAGGGACAGCACAUUCUCAUCUGACGAGGAAAAGAAAGAUUUCAAAAUUGAGUCGAAGGACAGAAACUCGCCGUCAGGCAUGGUGUGUGAGAAGGGCAUUCAGAUCCUUCUCACCAUCGUGGGUGCUUUCGCAUCCUUCGGCCUGAUGACGGUGGCUAUCGGCACGGAUUAUUGGCUGUACUCUCGGGCGCUCAUCUGCAACAGCACCGCCAACAACUCACAAGAGGAUCCCCAUAAUAAGGAGAAGAAGGACCCCGGGGCCUUGACGCACUCCGGCCUGUGGAGGAUCUGUUGUCUGGAGGGGGUGAAGCGUGGUGUGUGCUCCCAGAUCAACCACUUCCCAGAGGAUGCUGACUUUGAUCAUGAUGGAGCAGAAUACGUCCUGCGAGUGGUCCGGGCCUCCAACAUCUUUCCCAUUCUCAGUGCCAUCCUGCUGCUAAUGGGAGGAGUCUGUAUCGCAGCCAGCCGUUUCUAUAAGAGCAAAAGGAACAUCGUGCUGGGCGCUGGCAUUCUGUUUGUAGCGGCAGGCCUGAGUAACAUCAUUGGUGUGAUAGUGUACAUUUCUGCCGCUCUGGGUGACAUUUCCCCAAAGAAGGAUGAGGACAAGAAAUGGCAGUACUCCUACGGCUGGUCCUUCUACUUUGGUGGGCUGUCCUUUAUCCUGGCUGAGAUGGUGGGCGUCCUGGCGGUAAACAUCUACAUCGAGAAGAACAAGGAGCUCCGCUGUCGCUCUCGCACUGAUAUCUUUAAAAGCACCACUCACGCCAUGCUACGGCUCCCGAGCUACCGUUUCCGCCGCAGAUCGCGUUCCAGCUCUCGAUCCACAGACCCCUCGCGCUCACGAGACCCGUCUCCCGUGGGUGGCCCACCGGGGAGUAAGAACUUCGGAAUGCCCCCGUCUGCUUUACUCUCCCAGGGGCAAAUCUCUGUGUCCACUCUUCCCAACCACUCUUCUCGCUCUGCUCUGCCAGGGGGCGAUAUUUCCCUUUACACCCUCUCCCGAGACCCCAAACUGGGUGGUUUAGGAGGGCUGGGAGCCCCUCCGCUAUACAGCACGGUGGACCGUGCUACACUAUACCAGCUGCACAACUGCUUCCCUAAAGAGAGCGGAGGGGGCGGAGGAGGCAUGAUGAUGAGUGGGACGCUGCCCUCGCUCAAAUCCCACAAUCCCUCAGCUGUCCAGAAUUCUUCCAACUCCAACACGCCGCUCAGCAACUCCGUCCCAUCCUCCCAGCCUCCACCUUUCUCCUCCUCUACGGUGGAGCGGGAACGAGGGAUGGGAACGCUGGAUAGGCUAGGAAAAGGUGACAGAGAGAGUAACUCCAACACACUAAAUAGGAAAACUACACCAGUGUAGACCGAUAAAGAGGGCUGGCGUAGAUAAUGAAGAUGGAAAGACUGGAAACACUCACGGCAUUGACUAAAUGUUUCACUUUAUGAAAAAAUAAAGAGGAAGAGUAUUACAAACAUCUCAUAAUAACAACAACACUCAUGUGUUUUUCAGUACUGUUUUAUAACGUGUAAUCUUAAUGAAACUAUAAUCAUGGGAUACUGUGAUAUUAUUUAGCUUGAUUUUAGAUGUGGAAUUUCAAGACGGUGAAGUGUUGUUGUCAUUCUGACUAAGUUUGAUCUGCUAGCUCUUAACAUGUUGAGUGGUUCUAGUUCUUAAACUAGGAAGACUGUUUUGCUUUUCAAAGAUUUUGACUGCGAGUCCGAAACGUGAUACUGAGCACUGCAGAAACAUGAGUGUAUUCAGUAUGUGAGAAUGAGAUUAUUAUUAUUACAACUAACUUUGUGCGAAGCAUUUUAUUUAUUUUAAAGAAAGUUUUAUUUUCUACCCUUUGAUAACAUGCAAUUUAGUGUGUAAUAUCUGUAUAUCUGUCUUCCAGCGCAGUAGAGAGAUCAGCACCAUGAUUGAUGGACUGAAAUGACAGAGUUCAAAUGAAAAAAGAUUUUUAUAUAAACUUACCAUCAUACUAUUUUUGUUAAAAUCACUGUUAGCAGUAGACGUAGCACUUGUUGAAUUGAAAAUCCUUGUUUUGGGGCAUUAAAACAUUCCCUCACUUGGUGAAAGAGGGACAGAUGAUAUAUUUGUAUAUAUCCCAGAAUAGGGACUUCUAUCCAAAACUGUGCUUUUCAAAUCGGAGCGAGGGAGGGAGGAUAGGGAAGAUUUUGUUGAGCAAAUGUAUAUUAUACAUAACUUUAUAAAAAUUAAAAAAAGACACACUUUAAAGAUCUAGAGUACAGAUCAAGGUCUUCAUGUAUUGAAAAGGGCAGAAUGGGUGGGUGGGGCUUUGUUUUAUUAUUUUUUUGAAUAUGUAUGAGGACACUGUCUUCCUUGAGCUCUGAUUGGCCUAAACUCAUAUGUUGAGGCAUGCCCUGUGUUAUUUGUGUGUUCCCUUCACUGUCAUGUGAUCAUGACAGCAUCCCAAAGGCAAAGCUCCCCUCCAAAAAAAAAAAAAAAAAAAAAUGCUCACUGUGCUGCACCUGACUCCCUUUGAACCGUCAGCUUCUCUAAAUGAGAGAUUAUAUAUAUGUGGACAUUCUGCUAACCUUUAACCUUUAUCCAUGAUCCCGGCCAACAAGAGGUCAACACAGGACAUUACAUAACAGAGUGCAAGUGGGCAUCAAAUCACAAUCUCCUGCAAGUGGGAGUCUUCUUUUUAUUCAUUUAAAAAAAAAAAUGUGGAAAAACUUCACAAGACAGCAUUCAUGUGGUCAGUUAUAAAUAUUAUGUAGAUGAGAAUAGAUAUAUCUAGAGAAAAUAUGGUUUAUCUUAAUGUGUGAUCAACUCUAACACUGUAUUGCACGAAUUUUAUAUAUAUAAAAGAAACAACAGACAA